AUGGAAGAGCCACAGUCACCGCCACAGGCGCAGCAGCCGCCAGAUGAGCCUGCACCACCACGUCCCGUGCCACGACCAAGGCGGCGAUCAUCGGCCUCAUUGCAACCACAGCAACAACACGUGGAACAGCAACCACGAGACGUGGAACAAACACAGCCAGAGCAGGCACAAAGCAUGCACCCACAAACACAGCAGCAACAAGAAGAAGACCAACCACACAUUCCACAGCAAGAGACACCGGUACACAGCCAUGCUGAGGAUGGCGGCCAAAACGACGCUGCUCACACCACCCAUGAUGCUGCUGACACAACCACUGAUGCUGCCGAUAUCGCCGAUGAUGCUGGUGUUGCGGAAGAUGGACCCCAGGCCAAGCUCAGGAUGCAGCGAAGCAACCCCAUGUUGACCAACGUAGUGCGACACAGCGUCACCAGCUCAUAUGGCGUGCACAGCACUCGCCCUCGCGUGCAAAAGGUGCGCAAGUCAUAUGCGGAGCGAAAGCUGGAACGCAUGGAGGAAGAAGCGCGGCAAGCACGGUUGGUGGAGGAGCAGCUGGAGCGUGAGCGAAUGGCCAAGGAACAGGCCGAGAAAGAGCAGGCACAGCAGGCAGAGAGGGAGAGGGAGGAACAGGAGAGAGAAGAGAGGGAGAGGGAGGAGUUGGAACGCCUGCGCGCGUUGAAGCCAACAGCACCGCCAGCACCCGUCCAUGUGGCCGAAGAAGGCACCAGCGGUGACAGCACCGACCAUAUCCAUGGCAGUGGCCACAGUGAUGGCGGCCAUGAUGACAGCAAUGAAGACGACAACUACAGCAGCAGCUCCAGUGACAACGACGACGAAGAUGAGGUGGAGGUGGAGUUGGAAGAAGGAGAAGAAGAAGGAGGAAGGGCAGGGGAGGGCGACGAUAGCGCCACCACCGACUCCUCCGUGCAGCCGCCAGCACACCACCCCGGUGACGUGUUUGGCGGCGGCGGUGACGAUGAGGACAUUCCCCCGCCCAGCCCCGCGUGCUCCAACCUGCUGGCACCAACAGACGAGCUGGCCAAGCGGUGUGCCGUGUUGCAUCGCGCCCUGGCGUCCCCUGCGCAGCCUCGGCGACAGUGCAGCAGCACCUCCGCCCUUGCGCAGGCGUCGUCAUCGUCAUCGACAUCCUCGCUCACGGUCGACACAGCAGCGCCACCCGCCACCUCUGCGUCUGCACCGGCCACGCGCCUCACAUCCUCCUCCGAGUCAACGGCAUCGCUCCAGCAGCAGGGCGAAGCACCCGCUGAUGCGCACGACACAGCAUCAUCACCAUCACAAGACACAGCACCGCCAUCAUCAUUGCCACAAGACACAUCAUUUUCAUCGUCACAUGCAUCGCCAACAUCGACGGCAGCGGCGGCCGUUGCGCGCAUGCGUUCCUCCACAUCGUCGUCGUCGUCAGCAGUUGCAGCACGCGAGGCGCGACGCGCAAGCAGGGCACAGCAGCAGGGCGACCAGUUGCAGGGCGUCCCGGAGGACAGCGCUGUGCAGCAGCAGCAGCCAUUGCCUGCAGGCAUGCAAGCGCGGCCCAUGUCUGUGCUGGACAUGAACCUUGAUCUCUCCCCGGAGGAGCUGACCUUGAUUGGAAAGGAGUGCCUGUCCCUGCAAACGACGGUUGGCGAGGUGAAGGUUGCCAUUUUGGAGCACAAGCCCAUCCCGCACAACUUGAUUGCGUCAGACGUGAAACACCUGGAGCAGCGUGUGCAGCUGCUGGGUGGAAACACCACGUCCUUCCUGCAAAAGCGGCGUGCCAGCAUCAGGGAAACGCCAGAGCAACGCAAGGCGCGGAUACAGCACGAGCAGAUUAUGAUGGCGCUUGAGCGAAUGCGCAUCGCACAGGAGAUGCAUGAGGAAAACGUCCGCCUCGCCGCGCAGAUGAGGGAACAAGAGCGUGAGCUUGGCAAGAAGAAGAAGCGCAAGAACAAGCCGAAGAAGGUGAAGAAGAAAGAGCUGAAGCGUCUGCUGGCGAUUGUGACAGACAGCACCCCAGUUUAUGCUGUUGGAACCACAUACAAGUCGCUUCGCUCGCGUGACAAGAAGUUCCUCUCCUUUGACAUGAACGAGAAGAUUGACAUUCUCAGCAUUGAUGGCACGCCGUCUGGCCUCUGGGUCUCGCGGAACAAGGACGGACAGGUCGGCUUCGUGUACACGGACCAUUUUCGCAUCGAGGCGUCAUACGUGAACGAGCGCAUGCGUUCCAGCAGCACGACGUCCAUCACCAACGCCAACGCCGCCAUCACUGCCACUACCAGUGCGCACGAAGGGGACGGCGGCAGUGGCGUUGGUGGCGCUGGGAGCGACACUGUGGCUGCUGACGGUGUUGACACGCCCACAACUGCACCAGAGGCGUGA
Messenger RNA from Salpingoeca rosetta, 2370 nucleotides. RefSeq lists its product as uncharacterized. The transcript is spliced from 7 exons. The record is from RefSeq and is a predicted model, not a curated record. NCBI's taxonomy places the organism in Eukaryota, Choanoflagellata, Craspedida, Salpingoecidae. The coding region runs from base 1 to 2370 and encodes 789 amino acids.